AUGAACGACGAUGAGCCUUCGCUCAACAUCCCCUCGCUCUUGACAUUAGCGGUGGUAUCAUAUUUCGUCUUCCGAUGGUUCUUUAAUCGUGACGAGGGUUCUAACGGUGGCGGCCGGCCCCGCCGUGUUGACCCAGCCCAAGUCGAGCAAAUAUCCCAAAUGUUCCCUCAACUGAGCACUCGAGAGAUCAUGUGGGACUUGCAGCGCAAUGGUGGGAGUCCCACGGCGACAACAGAACGUAUUUUGAGCGGACAAGGACUGGAAACGCCGCCCCCAUCAUUCCAGCCUCAGACCGCAAUUCCUACGGCGCAAGCCCCGGCCGCUCGCGCUGCGGCCGCUGUCGCAGCAGCAGCCAAGUUUGGUGGACAAGACCUCAUCACUCGGUAUAACCUCGGCGGGAAAGUCACAGAUGAAAGCGCUGAUGACAGCCAAUCUCCUAUCUCUAAAAACGCCUGGUCUCAGAACAAGGAUGAACGGCAGCGUUUGCUCCAGAAGCGUAGGGAUGACAUGAUCCUCGCCGCGCGGAAGAAGAUGAUGGACAAGAAGCAGAGUCCAGCCCAAUAA
This is a messenger RNA of Penicillium angulare, 564 nucleotides long. Its product is annotated as CUE domain-containing protein. Lineage: Eukaryota; Fungi; Ascomycota; Eurotiomycetes; Eurotiales; Aspergillaceae. Bases 1 to 564 code for a protein of 187 amino acids. The record is from RefSeq and is a predicted model, not a curated record. The transcript is spliced from 2 exons. Gene Ontology annotation, molecular function: ubiquitin binding.